GGAACUAUAAAUACUCGCAAUGUCGAUAUAAAUAAUUCUCUUAUAUCCACUAGAACACAAUGAAGUUAAAUCUACACAGAAUAUAAUUUUGAUUAAAUUAAUGUCUCCUGCAAAUCUGCAUAAAUCAAUACUUCACCCCUCCAUGGAAACCUCUCCUCUAACUUCCGCUAGCUUGCGCUUGUAGGGUUCUGUCGAUUUUCUCGAUCUCUUGCUGUGCAUUUGGGCAGAAAAAAAAUAGACAUUCAAAAUGGGCAAAGAAAAGAUUCAUAUUAACAUCGUCGUCAUCGGUCACGUAGAUUCUGGCAAGUCCACGUCUACCGGUCACUUGAUCUACAAAUGUGGUGGUAUCGAUAAACGUACCAUCGAAAAAUUCGAAAAGGAAGCCCAGGAAAUGGGCAAAGGUUCUUUCAAAUACGCCUGGGUGUUGGACAAACUGAAAGCCGAACGUGAACGUGGUAUCACCAUUGACAUCGCCCUCUGGAAAUUCGAAACUGCCAAGUAUUACGUUACUAUUAUCGAUGCACCCGGACACAGAGAUUUCAUCAAGAACAUGAUCACCGGUACUUCCCAGGCCGAUUGCGCUGUCCUCAUCGUAGCCGCUGGCACGGGCGAAUUCGAAGCAGGAAUCUCGAAGAACGGCCAAACUCGCGAACAUGCCUUGCUUGCCUUCACGCUUGGAGUGAAACAGCUGAUUGUAGGAGUCAACAAAAUGGACUCCACUGAACCACCCUAUUCGGAAACCCGAUUUGAAGAGAUUAAGAAGGAGGUGUCGUCGUACAUUAAGAAGAUCGGCUACAAUCCAGCUGCUGUAGCGUUCGUACCUAUCUCUGGUUGGCACGGGGAUAACAUGCUUGAAAGUUCCGAUAAGAUGCCUUGGUUCAAAGGAUGGGCCGUCGAACGCAAAGAAGGAAAAGCCGAGGGAAAAACUUUGAUUGAAGCCUUAGACGCCAUCUUGCCUCCUUCCAGACCCACCGAGAAGCCUUUGAGACUUCCUCUUCAGGACGUCUACAAAAUCGGCGGCAUUGGAACUGUUCCAGUAGGAAGAGUCGAAACUGGAAUCCUUAAACCCGGUAUGGUGGUCACUUUUGCUCCAGUAGGCCUCACCACCGAAGUCAAAUCCGUAGAAAUGCACCACGAAGCGCUCCAGGAAGCAGUUCCAGGAGAUAACGUCGGUUUCAACGUCAAGAACGUGUCUGUGAAAGAACUGAGACGUGGAUACGUCGCCGGAGAUUCCAAGAACAAUCCACCAAGAGGUGCUUCUGAUUUUAUGGCGCAGGUCAUCGUACUGAACCAUCCAGGACAGAUAGCAAACGGUUACACUCCCGUCCUGGAUUGCCACACGGCCCACAUCGCCUGCAAAUUCGCCGAGAUCAAAGAAAAGUGCGAUCGUCGUACCGGCAAAACCACAGAGGAGAACCCGAAGGCGAUCAAGAGCGGCGACGCCGCCAUCGUCAAUCUGGUUCCCUCCAAGCCGAUGUGCGUCGAGUCAUUCCAGGAGUUCCCGCCUUUGGGCCGCUUCGCCGUGCGCGACAUGCGUCAGACCGUCGCCGUGGGUGUGAUCAAAUCCGUCACUUUCAAAGACACUGCUGGCAAAGUUACGAAGGCCGCCGAGAAAGCCCAAAAGAAGAAAUAACUAGGCUUAGUGCUGCCUCGUUCCGCCAUAGGCAACAAGGAAAUCUUCAUCAUUUACUAUUACUAUUAUUUGUUGUUUAGGUGGUUGCAGCGGAAUUAUUUUCAUCGGAAAGAGUUUAGAAGGAAAGAUGGUGUUCUGACUAUUUUAGUUCUUUUUUUCAAUUUAAUUUAAAGUUUAAUCCCAUAAAUUAUUAUUAUUAUUAUGAUUGAGAAACUGUUUCCAUUGUCGUUUUGGUUAGCGUUUGAUUGAUUUCUAUUGGAGCGAGCUCGUAAUGACGUAUAAUGAUAUUAAUACGUACGUAUAUAGGAUAAGUUACUUUUAGUCAUAUGAUAUUAUUAUUUGUUAUGUUUCUGUUGAUACUUGAUGAUGAUAGACUUGAUAAAAUUAAUGUAUAAGCUUCUUAUUAACCAUUAAAGAAGCUCUUGAAGCA
This is a messenger RNA of Diabrotica virgifera virgifera (western corn rootworm), 2063 nucleotides long. Its product is annotated as elongation factor 1-alpha. Gene Ontology annotation, biological process: translational elongation; translation. Lineage: Eukaryota; Metazoa; Arthropoda; Insecta; Coleoptera; Chrysomelidae. The record is from RefSeq and is a predicted model, not a curated record. The transcript has 4 exons. The coding region runs from base 248 to 1633 and encodes 461 amino acids. Gene Ontology annotation, molecular function: translation elongation factor activity; GTP binding; GTPase activity.